GCUGCCUUAUCGUAGAAACGUUUGCCGCAUGAAUCAUUUCAAAAUUUUCCUCAUUACUUAAAAAUCUUUGUUAAGUUUUUUUUUUAGAUAAUAACUUACUCCUGACUUUAGUGGCUUUAGGGAAGCCUUUGUAUGACGUUGUCUCUUUUAGCAUUAAGGCAAGCAAUGGCGGGACAAUAUUUAGUUUUCAUGCUCGGUUGCGUUCACCCGUUUAGAUAGGCAACAACGCGUGGCAACGUUACGGGGUGAUCUUGGGCCACUUCGAUCUAUUGUGACACUAUAUUCUAGAUGUUUCUUAAUGUAAACCAAUACUGGAGUCCCAAAUGAUUUGCUUUUCAAAGCCGAUUCACAAGGUAUUUCCGUUUUUUUCAGGUGUAGUAGACGUCACCAUCGUCAGUAAGUACCAGUUCUUUGAUGAGCCAGCGGACACCUGGCUGUACUGUUACUACACGGGGAGUCUCAUCAACCAUCAGAACGGGUACCAGUUCGGUGUAGAGGUCAACACUGGCUCAGGAACGGUGUUUACAUCACGGAGAGGCACCGGCGAGAUAUCAGGGCGCUAUAAUGUGAGAAUCUAUGGUGACGCUGGUGACUUCCGGGUCGGGGCAUUCUCCUGUCGAGUAAGGACCCCUGACAAUAGUCAAACCGAAAAGGCCAUCACCUUCAAAAUGAAGUCACAGGCCGAUGUCUGGCCCGUGACCUUCACAGUGACCGCCAACACAGGUGACCCCGUGACCCUACAGAUGGUGCAGAAGUCCAACAGAACCGGUACCCUGGUGUGGAGGAAGGGCGGGGUCGGGGGGACUGUCCUGACUGGACAGAACGGUCUCAACUUCACCAUGGCCAGUGUCCGGGCUUCAGAUGAGGGGAUCUAUGAGUGCUACUAUCAGGGGGAUACUGAUAGAAAACAGGGCAUCAUGAGGCUCAUUGUAAGAGGUUGCACUGAGAACAAGUGGGGUCCGCCCUCCUGUACCGGUGACUGUCCUGUGUGCUACAACGGCGGUGUGUGUGACGACAACAGCGGGGAAUGUGUGUGUCCUCCGGGCUUCCAUGGACAAAACUGUGAAAGUGCCUGUGCGAACAACCAGAUCGGUACCAGCUGCACGAGAGAGUGUGAGGGUGGAGACUGUACAGGCCAGCUGUUGUGUGUGAUGGACCCGUACGGCUGCUCCUGUGCUCCUGGACUCAUGGGGAUAGAGUGUAACACAGGUUGUCCAGACGGCAUGUACGGAGCAGGCUGCACCCAAACCUGUCACUGUGCCAGUGGAGGUUCCGUGUGUGACGUCAUGACUGGUGCCUGCUCUAGUGGAGGGUGUGAGGCUGGGUGGGAGGGGAGCAACUGUCAGACAGAAUGUGAUGACGGUUAUUACGGUAACGACUGCGGGGAAAGUUGUGGAAACUGUGUGACAGGGACGGUUUGUGACAAAACCAACGGCAACUGUCCCGGGUGUGAGGAACCUUGGGUCGGAGACACCUGCAAAAUGAUACCUGCAACAGUUUCAGAAGGUCCAGAAAGCGUAACUCUAGUUGUCGAGAAUGACACAACGUUCAGCUGCACCGGUCGCGGUGUUCCUGGCCCUAGUGUCGUCUGGUAUCAUGGCGAAGAAAUCAUCACACCUGGAAACGGGAUCAGGAUAGACGUUACAGAUGGCGGUCUGGUGGGAGAACAACACGUGAUCCACAGCACCUUAACCAUUACGUCAGUACGUCGACAACAUAACGGGAAGUACGUCUGUAUCUCCUCUAACGUGGCGGGGCACGAGACGUCACAAGAAGCUACACUCGUGGUGCAAGAACGUCCUGAUGACGUGACAGUAAACGUCACCGCCGUGAACUCUACAACCCUACACGUCACGUGGAUAGUAGGUGAAACCGGUAACCUCGACAUCCUCGACUCCCAGGUACGCUACAAACGGAGCGACACGGAGGACUGGGGAGACUGGGAGUCUACUGGAGUUUCUGGUGCGAAGGGUGAUGUCUACAUUCAUAGCUUACAGCUGGCCGUCAUGUACGAUGUUCAAGUGCGGGUGCACAACUUGCUGGGAUGGAGCGAUCCUGGUAGUGGUCGGAUGGGAACUACAGACGAAACAGGUCCACCCGAAAGUGUUAGUGUCGCCUCCAUCAUUGGUGGUAGCGUUGGGGCUGCCCUGCUGGUCGUCGUUCUGUUGACAGUCGGCAUAAUAUGCUACAGAAGGAGACACGCUGCUGAGCGACAGGACCCCAUAGGCGGUCAAAUAGACCUGAACAUGAUCAAAACUGACGAUCCCUCCGACAGUGCAUCAGCUGAGAAUCCUACAUGUACAGAAUUGCAUGAAUACAAUUCGCCUUAUGAAACGCCGAUUUACAACAUCACAGACCUUGUAACUGUGGAUGACGUAGUGGAAUUCCUAAAGGCCAAGGGCUUUGGCCAGUACGCUGCAGCAUUUAAGAGGCACAAAAUAGACGGAGUUGCCGUAAUGUACCUGAACGACGCUGUGCUUGCUGAGCUCGUCCCUGAGAUCGGGCCGAGGGUAAAACUACAGAAAGCCCUGCAAGAGCUGAAGGACAACCAGACAUACACCUCACUGCUGAACUAAGAAUCCACUGACAGAGACAUAGAAGAAUCAUUUUGCCAAGAAGGAAACGUUGUCUCAUGUUCUCACCAACACAUAGCCAGAAUGACCAAUGUGACUCUAGGAAUAUCAAGCAUACAGAAAUAUGUUCUACUGGACAAUCUUAUGCUAAUUAUGAAACAUUUCAAUAAUGAAAUGAAGAUUACACAUUCAUUUUUAUCACAAACAUGGCACAUAUACUGUACAAGCUGCAUCAUAAGAUAGGAAUAUAUUAGGAUAAUAGAUUGCAAAUUUUAAGCAAACAAAAACAAUUCAUAGUUUACAUUUCCUGUUUACGAUAUUUACAUCAUUUUGUAUUUUUAUCUUAUUUAACCAAGAUAACAGUGUGCAUCUUCUGCCCAUCUAUGUAAUUCACUUUGCACAAACUAAAAUAUGACAACGAACAUUUAGUCCAGAGAAUUCACAACUGCAAACUACCACCACUGGUCUUGUGCUAAAACAAAACGGGGUCCAGAACAAAAAUUACCAUAAAAACCUGCCAUUAACACAGUAGCUUGAGAACCAAAUCAGCCCCACCUCACAUUAUCCUCCCUGGCACUAAGACUACAGUCAAUGACAGGGUUAUAUCUUGGCCAUUCAAUGCCAUUUCCUAACAGCAAGAUUAUGCUAAUUCUAUUGGAAAGGACAACUUAUACUGACAAACUUUAGCUAUAUAAAGUACAUGUGAGCCAAUGCAAUUCCUGUGAAACGUAAAUAUGUUCCACUCAUUUGAUUUCUGUAUAAUUACAAUUCUUUUUGUACAAAGGCUUUGGUCAAGCAUUGCAUACAAUUGAGUUAACAGGAUCUAAUGAUAGAAAGCAUCAUCUAAGUACAAAUGUAUGUUACCUUUACUGACCUACAGCAUACGGUGUAGGGCAUUUUAUAAAUAAGCAACUGUUCCAGCAAUCUUUUUCCCUCCACAGCAAAUAUUCAUCUUAACCAACAUAUAUAUAUAUAUAUAGAAUAACUAAAACUUUUCUAUUGUAGUCAGAGCAUUUACAGCUACAAGAUGCAGUAUACUAUAGAGAUAUACAUCUGUAACUAAUAGAAUUACCAAUGGGUACCUGAUAGCAUGUACCUCUAUUCUAGGCUGCACAACAUGUAGGUAAGACUGAACUCAGUUAUGAAGGAAUCUACUUUUAUCCAAUAUCAUAUAACCAUGAGGUAGCGUAUUAUCUGUAUUCUUAGGCCACACCAAUUUAAUUUCUUGGUUCACGGAUUUUUU
Molecule: messenger RNA, 3816 nt
Organism: Branchiostoma floridae (Florida lancelet)
Lineage: Eukaryota; Metazoa; Chordata; Leptocardii; Amphioxiformes; Branchiostomatidae
Exons: 13
Coding region: 324-2576 (750 amino acids)
Molecular function (GO): protein binding; scavenger receptor activity
Source: RefSeq, a predicted model, not a curated record